CAAUAAAAGUUGCAAAAUCAGGAAAGCAUUUGCUCAUCCAAACACAAAGGCAGAUAAUUAUAAAGUUUUCAGUAGUGAAAACCAAAAUUGGCGCAUAAAUGAUGGCGGCUGAUAACAACAAAACCGCUCUACUUGUCAUUGAUAUGCAGAAUGAUUUUGUGUUGAGUGAUGGGUCAAUGCGUGUGGAUGGUGGUCUAGCUAUUGUUCCUAAUGUUAUCAAAGCUGUUGAUGUUGCUAGACACCGAGGCUAUCUUGUUACUUGGGUUGUACGAGAACAUGACCCAUCGGGAAGAGACGUUGAGCUAUUUCGAAGGCAUUUGUAUGGCAAUGGAAAACCAAAACCGACCUCAAAAGGGAGUAAGGGGGCUGAACUGGUUGAUGGUCUUGUAAUCAAAGAAGAAGAUUAUAAGGUGGUAAAAACUCGGUUUAGUGCAUUUUUCGCUACACCCCUUCAUUCAGUUCUUCAAGGAGCAGGGAUCGACAGUUUGGUUAUUGUUGGUGUUCAAACCCCCAAUUGCAUUAGGCAGACUGUUUUUGAUGCUGUAGAACUGGAUUACAAGUCUGUUACUGUUAUUGUUGAUGCCACAGCUGCUGCUACCCCCGAUGUACAUGCCGAUCACGCUUCCACAUACACCUUUGUGGAUGAAGUUAGACGACACAGUUCUUAUUAGUUAUUACUAUGACUUGCUCCAGUUAGUUGGUUCACGGGUCAGAUUAGAUUGUUAGCCAUUCUGAUCUAAAUCUGGCCCAUUGACGGGCCUGAUUGACAUAACGUUGAGCAAAAUUUCAUGAAGAGAACAGCAGGUAGUUUUGGACAAAGACCUAUUCAAGCAUAAUUGUUGGGUAUUUUCACUUCAAGAAUGUGUCUCAAAUGAUUAGCGAGCUAUCUGUGUUAUAAUAUCUCUAUUUGGAGAUCCAUUUAGACUAAAAUGCAGAAUUCAAAUUUGUCUAGGUUUUAUUUGGAUUUUUCAUCUUUUUGCAAUAAUAAGUUGUAAUAAUGGCGCUCUGUUGGAAGUAGAAGUGGCCAUAUAAUCAGUCACUGUCUUAGGUUUGUAAAGUGGCUAAUUGACAGCUUGGCCAAAGUAGUUAAACUCGAGUACUUAACCUUUUCUAAAAGGAUGGAAACAUUGAGAAUAUGAUUUGCCA
Erigeron canadensis is the source of this 1146-nucleotide messenger RNA. Its product is annotated as probable inactive nicotinamidase At3g16190. The record is from RefSeq and is a predicted model, not a curated record. The transcript has 5 exons. Lineage: Eukaryota; Viridiplantae; Streptophyta; Magnoliopsida; Asterales; Asteraceae. Bases 99 to 671 code for a protein of 190 amino acids.